GCCCGUCCCCGGUUCCGGUUUGGUGCUGGUGGCGCGGCCCGCACCGGGGCGGCGGCUCUGGGAGCCGCCGAUGGCGUCAAGCGCCGCCCGCGGGCCGCCGUGCCGGGAGCGGAGUGUCCGGGAACGGCCGGGACGACGAUCGGGUUCUGCCGGGCGGAGCCGGAGCCGUAGUGGGGAGCGGGAGGGUGAACAGAGCGUGCUCCGGGAGGAGCUGCCGGCGGGAGACCUGGACUGUGAGGAUGGAGGAGAAGCUGGGAAAGCCCCGAGAAAACCUGUGCGGCCCCGAGUCGGUCCCGACGGGGCGGCGGAGGGGCGCGGCGAGAGCUCCGCCAACGGGGCAGUGCCAGCUCCGCGGGCCGCCGCGAGGCGCGGCAGGAAGGGCAAGGCCGAGGUGCUGCUGGUGGAGCUGUCCCAGGCCCCGGAGCCCAUCCGCAUGGAAAAGGGGCUGGGGAGCAGCGAGGACCGGGACGGAGCUGAGACCCCGCGGGGCGGGCGGCCCAAGAGGAGGGCGGCCAAAGUGGCUCUGCUGUACCUGCAGGAGCUGGCUGAGGAGCUGAUGCCCGCGUGCCAGCCCCCCGCGCCAGCCAAGGGCACGCCGGAGCCCGAGCGCAGCCAGAGGAAGCGCCGGAGCCGGAGGAGGAAGGAGGAGGACGCAGACAGCGAUGACCCCGCGCAAGAUGCUGACUUCGUGCCCUCACAGGAGGUGCUGCGGGCGGAGGAGGAGGAGGAGGGCAGCGACACGCUGUCCAGUGAGGCAUCGGAGCCAGAGCUGGAGGCACCUCGAGGGCACGGCGGGAGGACGGCAGCCACAGGGAGAUCCAAGCCACAGUGCCGAGGCCUCGCCCCCAAUGGCUUCCACAACUCCAUCAUGGCCCCAGUGGAGAAGAGCUCCAGCCUUACCUGCAGCCUGCGGGAGCAGAAGCACUCGCAGUGGGAAUUCCCUGACUGGAUCCCAGUGGCACACAGGUGGACGUGUCUCUCUGACAGCGAGGCUGCCCCGUACCUGCCGUCAGAGGAGAAGUCUCCCCUCUUCUCCAUUCAGCGUGAGGGCAUCAAGGACGAUGGUGCCUUGUACAGGUUAAACAGGUUCAGCUCUCUGCAGCCCCACCCAGAGCGCUUGGAUGUCUCCUUCUUCGUGGGCGGCCCAGUGUGGGCGAUGGCGUGGUGCCCGACCCCGGAGGGCUCCGCAGCCCCGCAGUAUGUGGCCGUGUCCUGCCACAGGAGCAUGGAGGAGACGCACAGCGUGUCUGGGCUUCACUCAGGCCCUGCACUCCUGCAGCUCUGGGACCUGGGCACGCUGCAGACGGAGCAGGGCUCUCCCAACAAAGCCAGGCUGGCCUAUGCCAUCGCUGCUGACUACGGCUGUGUGUGGGACAUGAAGUUCUGCCCCAGUGGUGCCUGGGAGCCACCCACUGCAGCCCGGAUGUACCCACAGAUGAGCCGGCUGGGCCUGCUGGCCGCUGCCUUCUCAGACGGCAGGGUGGUGGUGUAUGCCCUGCCACACCCUGAGGCCCUGCACCACGCCAAGACAACCCAGGUAAAAGAUGGGUCCCUCCACAAGCACCUUAUCUGCAAGGUGCAGUGCAUCGCCACACUUCAGGUGGGCUCCAUCCAGGCAGGUAAUGCAUCUGAGUGUGGACAGUGCUUCAGUCUCUCCUGGAUGCCUUGCAAGCCCCACCAUCACCUGGCAGCAGGGUUUUAUGAUGGCACCGUGGCAGUGUGGAACCUACUCACCAAAUCCCUGCUGCAGUGCGUGCACCAGCCUGACACCUCCCUCAAGCUCUACCCUUUCCAGUGCUUUCUAGCCCAUGACCAGGCAGUCCGGAGCAUCGAGUGGUGCAAAGCUGACAGCAACUUCCUGGUCACGGUGGGCAGCGAUCGCAAGAUCAAGUUCUGGGACCUGCGGCGGCUCUACGAGCCCAUCAACAGCAUCAAGCGGUUCCUGAGCACCGAGGUGGCCUGGCUGCUGCCCUACAAUGGCAUCACUGUGGCCCAGGACAACUGCUACGCCCCGUACGGGCUCUGUGGGAUCCACUACAUCGACGCUGGGUACCUGGGCUUCAAGGCCUAUUUUGUGGCCCCUCGCAAGGGCACCGUGUGGAGCAUCUCUGGCUCGGACUGGUUGAACACCGUAGCUGCAGGUGACAUCACCGGUGAGCUGGUGGCAGCCGUGCUGCCUGACCUGGCUGUCAACCCCCUCAACAUCAAGCGCUCCUCGGACCGCAGAUUUCCGGUGUACAAAGCUGACCUGCUGCCAUGCAGCCCUGACGGGCCUGAGCGCGCCGAGCAGGCCCUGCCCAGGACCCAUCGCUACAGUGAGAUGGUAGCCAGGAGCUACAUCCGAUUCCAGGACACGGACCUGCGCAGCUUCCAGAACUUCCCAAGCCGGGAGCCCAUGCGCCGGAUGCACGUGCAGGAGCUGAAGGCAGAACUGAGCCUGGACCGCCUGCAGCUGGAGGCCCUCCACAAGGUGCGCUUCAGCCCCAACCUGGACUCGCAGGGGUGGCUGGUGUCGGGCGGUCAGGCGGGCAUUGUGCGGGCACACUGCUUGGCAGGGCUGGCCUCCGGCGUGGGCCACCAGCUGCUCCCAGAGUGCCAGGCCCGCUUCAGCGUCCUCUAUGGGGACACACCCAGCAGCCCUGCCCCCCCCGAGCACUCCCUGCUGCCAGCGGAGUAGGGGCAUCAGUCCCUCACACUGCUGCCGUGUGCUCACCCUGGGCAGGGCUUGGGGCUGGGGCCAGCUGUGCUGGCAUGGGGUCGUGGGCCCUCUUGGUGCUGCUUUCCUGGUGGGUGUCUGCUGCAGGAGGGACAGCUGCUCUCCCAGCCAUUCCCUGGGAUGCUCUGGACAUUUGUCCUCAUGCUUUGGGCCUGCAAGCGUCUGUCUGCAGUGUUUGGUCUGAGUUGGGCAGGGGUGGUGUGUGACCCAUGCGUGUCCUGGGGCUGAGCUGUGGUUCUGACCCUGCAGAAGCCCCCCUGGGCUCCACCAGCGUGGAGUUGUGCUUGUGCUCGCCUGCAUCCCCACUGAGCGCCGGAGGGCGGGAAGGGGCCGGGAGCUGUGGAGUUGCUCACAUUGAGCUUGUGUUCAGCUGUGCAGAAUAAACGUGGUUGGUUUUGUA
Molecule: messenger RNA, 3116 nt
Organism: Vidua chalybeata
Lineage: Eukaryota; Metazoa; Chordata; Aves; Passeriformes; Viduidae
Gene: GTF3C2
Product: general transcription factor IIIC subunit 2
Exons: 18
Coding region: 71-2677 (868 amino acids)
Biological process (GO): transcription by RNA polymerase III
Cellular component (GO): transcription factor TFIIIC complex
Molecular function (GO): protein binding
Source: RefSeq, a predicted model, not a curated record